Molecule: messenger RNA, 764 nt
Organism: Solea solea (common sole)
Lineage: Eukaryota; Metazoa; Chordata; Actinopteri; Pleuronectiformes; Soleidae
Gene: pithd1
Product: PITH (C-terminal proteasome-interacting domain of thioredoxin-like) domain containing 1
Exons: 6
Coding region: 97-726 (209 amino acids)
Cellular component (GO): nucleus
Source: RefSeq, a predicted model, not a curated record
ACCAAGUGAAACUUGCUGAUCUCAUUUCACUCUAUAAAAACACGUUGUUAGAGCAGAGGUUUGCUUGGUUGUUUUCACUCGCUGUUCAGCUCCACGAUGUCCGGGCACGGUCACGGCCAUGGCCACAGCUGCGGGUGUGAGGGGACACACGAGCCCGCGGAGAGGGGCGUGGAGUACGGACUGUACCGGAGGAUUGACACAGAGAAGGUUCAGUGUUUGAACGAGAGCAGGGACGGAGACGGGAAGCUGGUGUUCAAACCGUGGGAUCAGCGGAAGCAGCGGGACAAGUAUGUUGAAAGUGAUGCAGAUGAAGAGUUGCUGUUCAACAUCCCUUUUACAGGCAACGUGAAGCUGAAGGGCAUCAUAAUCUCUGGGGAAGAUGACGAAUCGCACCCAGCUGAGAUUCGGCUGUACAAGAACAUCCCUCAGAUGUCAUUUGAUGACACCGGCAGAGAACCUGAACAAGCCUUCAGACUUAACAGAGACCCCACAGCUGAGCUGGAGUAUCCCACAAAGAUUGCUCGUUUUACCAGCGUCCAUCACCUCUCCAUCCACGUCUCUAAAAACUUUGGAGCAGAGAACACCAAGAUCUACUACAUUGGUCUGAGGGGCGAAUUCUCAGAGGCUCAUAGACAUGAAGUAACGAUCUGUAACUACGAGGCGGCAGCAAACCCUGCCGAUCACAAAGUGGACAACAUCAUCCCGGAGUCUAACUUCAUUUCCUGAAAGCUUUGCUGAGCAGUGAGGAGGAGGAGGAGGAGGAG